AUGUUCUAUUGCAAACGUGGUGCUACAACAAUGAUUUUCGGUGACUCAGGUACAGAUCCCCCGCCGAGCUCCACGCAGAUCAAACACAUCACGCCACGCAAUUACGAUUAUUCGGAAGCUCAUGCGCGCUCGGCCUUCGUCAUAUGCACGAGUUGGAAGAUCGGCAACGUUAUCGAUAGGAAACAGCCACCUCGCCCGAGAAGAGACCGGAGAGACACGAGGCUAUUGGCUUUCGCCAACUCAGCUCUUGCAUUGACAUACGUACAAUCAUCAAUAUCCUCAGCAGCUAGCUGGUCAACAGUUGGCGCCUUGAACAACAUCUCAAACAUGCGAGAUCGACAAGCAAUAUCGAGGCUGGGUCGGCAUCGCUACGGCUCUAGCAUCCAUGCACUUAGUCUGACCUACAACGAGAAAUGCAGAAAGAUCGUACAGGAUAAAUCAGUCUUCAUCGCUGCAGCCCCAGUUUGGACAACGUCAUGCUUGGGUGAUGGUAGAGAUAUCGUUGCUAAAAUUUGGUUGCUGAUGGCAGCCAUCAAUUGGCUAUUGAAGAGACAGAACCACAUCUGUGAGAAACUGAGAUCAGUGCUAUCCACUCCCUCUGGCUCGCUGCAUAUCUUCCUGGGCAAGACGACAAGCUCUUCUGCAGAACAGCAUGAAGCCUUGACCUCCGAAGAGGGCUACGCUGAGAAGUUUCACCAGUGCGCCUAUUUGCGCAUGACAAUCGCAUCGAUGAAGCGGAAGUUUCGGACCCUGAAGGCCGCCAGUAAACAAGCUUUUCAAAAGGGGCUGAUCGCGAGCUGGAAUACAGGGGAUAUCCAAGACUUUCAGAUGAGUUGCUAA
Colletotrichum lupini is the source of this 840-nucleotide messenger RNA. RefSeq lists its product as uncharacterized. The coding region runs from base 1 to 840 and encodes 279 amino acids. The transcript has 9 exons. The record is from RefSeq and is a predicted model, not a curated record. NCBI's taxonomy places the organism in Eukaryota, Fungi, Ascomycota, Sordariomycetes, Glomerellales, Glomerellaceae.